Molecule: messenger RNA, 960 nt
Organism: Pelodiscus sinensis (Chinese soft-shelled turtle)
Lineage: Eukaryota; Metazoa; Chordata; Testudines; Trionychidae
Source: RefSeq, a predicted model, not a curated record
AUGCACUCGGCUAUCCUCAUGAUAAUGGCCUUCGAUCACUACAUUGCCAUCUGUAACCCUCUGAGAUACCCCACCAUCCUCACCCUCACACGGGCCCUGGACAAAUACAAGAACUCACAGGAGCACACGGUACAAGUUGGGGCAACAUUCUUCCACAGAGCUGGACACCAUCUCUCCUACUUGAUGUCAGAAGCCAACUCAACUGACUUCACCAACCCCUCCACCUUCAUCCUGCUGGGCAUUCCCGGCCUGGAGGCGGCUCAUGUCUGGAUCUCCAUCCCCUUCUGCACCAUGUAUAUCAUAGCUAUCUUGGGGAACUUCACCAUUCUUUUCAUCGUUACUAGGGAGCCGAGCCUUCAUAGGCCUAUGCACUAUUUCCUCUGCAUGCUGGCCGUCAACGACCUGGUCCUGUCUACGAUUAUCGUGCCCAAAACCCUGAGCAUCUUCUGGUUUGAUUCCACAGAGACCAGUUUCAAUGCCUGCCUCACCCAGAUGUACUUUGUUCACUGCUUCACAGUGGUGGAGUCUGGGAUCUUGGUGGCCAUGGCUGUGGAUCGCUACCACAUCGCCGUGGUAACUUUGGCCUGUGGCGACAUCCGUGUCAGUAAUUACUACGGCCUGUUUAUGAUGCUCUUUGUGGCCUUUGUGGAUAUGUGCUUUAUCACAGCGUCUUAUACCCAGAUCUUUAGGGCGAUUUUCAGCCUCCGCACAAUGGACGCCCGGUGCAAAACAUUUGGGACCUGCAGCACCCAACUCUGUGCCAUCUUAGUCUUUUUCAUCCCAGAUGUCGUGUCCUCAGUCAUUCAUCGGUUUGACUACAUUGUGCCCCCCCAUGUCCUCAUUCUCAUUGCUAACGUGCACCUUGUGGUGCCCUCCAUGCUUCACCCCAUCAUCUAUGGGAUAAGGACCAAGGAAAUCCGGGACAGGUUGCUCUGGGUCUUUACUCAUAAAAAGAUCUAA